Molecule: messenger RNA, 2778 nt
Organism: Acanthochromis polyacanthus (spiny chromis)
Lineage: Eukaryota; Metazoa; Chordata; Actinopteri; Pomacentridae
Gene: samsn1a
Product: SAM domain, SH3 domain and nuclear localisation signals 1a
Exons: 15
Coding region: 120-2126 (668 amino acids)
Molecular function (GO): protein binding
Source: RefSeq, a predicted model, not a curated record
AGGCGACCCGGGCUGGGCUCACACUGAGCUGUUGUGUCUCUCAGCCUCUGGCUGUCACUCUGCUCGCUGUUUCUCCUCCAUCUGACACACCACAGCGGACAGGAGACCUCUCAGCCAACAUGAACCUUUUCUGCUUUUCGCUGGAGGGGUCUAUGGACAGCCUGUAUGAGGCGGUGCAGAGCUCCAGUGACGGCCCACCGCCGCCCAUCCCCAGCCGAUCAACCAGCCGCUCAUGCAGCCGCUCCUGCAGCCCUGCGGUGCUGCUGGACGACAACACAAAGUGGAAGGGCUCUGGAAGAUCCAUAUCUAUGGAGAUGCCUCACAUGCAGGGAACCAACACUCACAAAAAGAAAAGAAGAACACAUAUAUCCAAAUCAGCAUCAGACAAUGAAGUACUGGAUAACCCCGGCUGUAAUACUGCAGUCUGGCAGCCUGCCAAGAGCCGAGAAGAUUUAGUCCACAUCCCCAACAAUCACAAUGAAGACAUGCGGAAGACGAAGCCCAGAACAGAAACCAAAGGAGGGAAAGGAGCGCAUCAUUCCGGCACAAAGAAAAAGGAGAAACUGCCCUCAAGCCAGAGCGUCCACACCAAUGGAGCGGGAACAGAGACUAAACCUGCUGCCAAAAGGGGGCCAAAGACGGGAAAGAAACCAGUCGCAAAGAACGGGAAAGAAACCACAAAGAAAAGUCACAGCUCCAAAAUGAGCUCCCCACCAGGCACAAUGAGCCCACCGCUGGGACCAAACUACCUGGACGUGCCGUACAGGUCAGAUCGGAGGCCCCACCCCGGCAAAUGCUCCACCCUCCCCGCUCAGGAGAACACGACCCCGGGCCGAUGCAGAGAUAUAGUCAACCUGCCUGGUGGAGCCACUCCCACCCACCACCAGCGCUGGAGCAACCCAGGUGACAACAGUCCUGCGUGGGGAAGCAUCCAGCACACCUGCCGCAGGCCGCUCACCGAGUAUCGCGUGUACUCCCACGACUUUACCCCGACACACGGGAAGGAGUGGGAGGGGAGACAGCAGCAGCCAGCGGCCCAGGAUGACAGCUUGAAACAGGACUAUAAACCCGAGAUUCCCCCAAGGGUGCCGCGAUCUGUCACCGAUGUGGAUCUGUCAGAACCAAAGCGCUCCACAAGCUUUGGCAAGUUUGAGGGUCUCAGACAUCACUCAUCACAGGCCAAACCGGAGGAAAAUGGAACAAAUACGCUCACUGAGGAAUGUGAAAGUUCAGACCCGCACAAAUCAGCUGGACUUGGGAAGAAGAUGAAAGCAAUUUCACUGACCAUGAGGAGAAAAAUGGGCAAAAAACACGCCAAGUCCUUCUCUGAGGAGACAGGCGAUGACACAGACAAAGACCCAGAGGCAGAGACAGAAGGUGUCCCUCCAGCCGAGAAAAACUCCGCUAAGACGAGCAACUCCUUAGAGAGUCUUUACAGUGGCCAGAGCUCCUCCAGUGGUGUGACCAGUGAGUCCAAUUGUUCUGGUCAGAGAGACAGUCUGAGGCUGGAGGAGGACGGAUCCUACCAGGGACAGUUCUGUGGACGAGCUCGGGUCCACACUGAUUUUGUUCCCAGUCCGUAUGACACAGACUCCCUCAAACUCAAGGUCGGUGACAUCAUCAACAUCAUCAGCAAGCCUCCGAUGGGCAUCUGGACGGGUAUGCUGAACAACAAAGUGGGCAACUUCAAGUUCAUCUAUGUAGACGUUUUGGUGGAGAAGGAGGAAGAAGAGGAAGAGGCUCCUAAAAUACGGCAACAGAAGCUGUGCAAAAGACCUCGACCGAAAACGCUGUUGGAGUUACUGGAGCGACUGAACCUGGAGGAAUACGCCUCUGCCCUGCUGCUGAAUGGCUACCAGACAGUAGAAGACCUGAUGCACCUGCAGGAGAAACACCUGAUAGAGCUGAACGUCAAAGACCCCGAACACAGACGCCGGCUGCUGGCUGCCGCUGAAUGUCGCUACACAGAAGGUGAUGAUGUCAGGGAUGUGGAGGAGCACAAGUCCUCCCACAGUCUACAGGAAGAAGACAGCGACUGUCCCAGAGACUCGGGCUGCUUCAUCCCGUCUGAAUGUUCAGACGGCAAAGACGACACAGAACACGUCACGGAGGCGGUGGAUUCAUGAAGUGCUCGUUCGUCAAAUGGAUACGCUGACAUUUGGAAUUGGGGAGUUGCAUGUUUUCUUAUGACUCUGAUUAAAAAUGUACCUUUAAUCUUCUCAAAAUGUCAUGUUUGCGCCCCUGAUCCAGACACAAGUAGAAGGUCUUUAAAAGCGUGACAGGAAAAACUAACAACCAGCAUUCUAGAUGUCAUCUUAUCCGUUUGUCACUUUAUCAAGAUAAAAGCUGUAAGUGUUGAUUUUUCUGUAUUUUUUUAAGUCGCGAAGGAAGUGGCAUUUCAUCAAUUUAAUGUCAGAUAUAUUUAUUGCAUUCUAAAUCAUUCAAUGUUUUUGCAUUUAAAGCCUUUAUUUAUCACAGCUGCAUAAUUUUUACCUUUUUCAUUCCAUCCAAUCUCACUUUAACUUCCAGUGUAUUUUUUUUUCCUGUGAAUGAAGUGAUUUUGGUAAAGGGGUGUUUUUCAUGUAGUGUUUGGAUUUGACAAAUGUAUAUUCAGAUCUUGCCUAUGUUGUAUACUGUACAGAUUAAUGUGUGCACUAUUUUCUCAACGUGUAUGUGAAUGAACAUGUGUGUCAGAGAGUCUAUGUGUAAGCUCAUGUGAAAGUCAUCUGUUUUCAUGGGUUUUUGUAAAUAAAAUUAAAGAAAUACAGUAAAAUAUGA